Messenger RNA from Dermacentor silvarum, 9048 nucleotides. RefSeq names its product SEC14-like protein 1 (gene retm). The record is from RefSeq and is a predicted model, not a curated record. Gene Ontology annotation, cellular component: cytoplasm. Lineage: Eukaryota; Metazoa; Arthropoda; Arachnida; Ixodida; Ixodidae.
ACUGACCAGCUGUGUAGGGUGGUUUUUAGCAGGAGUAGGUCGUGUUGUUUAGUAUUUAAUUUUCCGAACGUGCCGCUGUGUCCGUGAUGUGUUCUGCUCGUUGGACAAGUGAAAGUCGAAGGUCUUGUCUAUCCGCCGUAUAUCGCCGCCUGUAAGGAUUCCUCGGCCGUGUUUUUUUACACUGCGCUCGAUCGCCGUGACAUGUUAGGCAUCCGUCGUGCGGCUUCCGUCGCUUCCAGAGGCCGUCUAUCGGCGAGAACGUCGCACGAUGACCAGUCGACGACGAGCGCCGUUUAGGACUACGCCGACAGCAACGAGCCUGCUUCGAUGACGCCACGGAUUUGAUCUGCGAUCAUCUGGCCUGAGUGUGUUUUUCGGUUCGUUCUUCCCAAGCCGGUGUUUUCCCGAGUCCGUGCGAAGAUGGUGCAAAAGUACCAGUCGCCCGUGCGCGUCUACAAGUACCCGUUCGAGCUUGUAAUGGCGGCUUACGAACGGCGCUUCCCAACAUGCCCGAUGAUUCCCGUGUUCUUGGGCAGCGACACGGUCUCGGAGUACAAGAGCGAAGAUGGCGCCGAGCACGUUAUUGAGCGCCGGUGCCGCCUCAACGUUGAUGCACCAUAUCUAUUGAAGAAGAUCAUAGGAGUGGACUUUGUGUACUUUAUACAAAAGAACUCUCUAGAUCGGCGGCAGCGUAUACUUAAAAUUGAAGCCUACAAUGAGAGCUUUUCAACACGAGUUGGCAUCAAAGAAAACUGCACGUACUCGGUGCACCCAGAGAACCCAGACUGGACCUGCUUUGAGCAGAGUGCCUCUCUCGAUGUCAAGUCCUUCUUUGGGUUCGAGAGUGCGGUUGAGAAGCUGGCCAUGAAGCAGUACUCCCAAAACAUCUCCAAGGGAAAAGAGGUCAUUGAGUACUACAUCAAUGAGCUUUUGAAGGAGAACGUCACGUACAUUCCCCCGUUCGAAGACAAGCCCGGCACUGAAGGCAGCGGUGAUGCCAAAGCUCCCGCCCUGCGUGACAGCAUGCGGAAAAAGUCGCUUGGCGAGAAGGUUACUUCACCAACGGGCGCCCCUGAGACCCUCGCUGCACAAGACGCAAACUUCAAGCUGGAGUCUGAGUACAUUGAGCGGUGCCUGGGUUCACUCACGCCGUACCAGGAAUCCUGUCUGGUCAUGCUCAAGAAGUGGAUAACUGAGGCACACCAAGGAAAAGUUCCAAGUGACCAGAUGCUGGUGAGAUUUCUUCAGGCGCAAGACUUCAAUCUGGAAAAGGCUCGCGAGAUGCUCUGCCAGUCUCUUGUGUGGCGCAAGAAGUACCAGGUGGACCGCAUUCUCAGCACCUACGACCUGCCAACUGUGGUGCGCGAGUACUUUCCUGGCGGCUGGCACCACCAUGACAAGGACGGCCGCCCCAUGUACAUCCUCCGCCUCGGGCAGGUCGACAUGAAGGGCUUCAUCAAGUCCAUCGGUGAGCAGGUCCUGGUCAAACUCACACUUCACCUCUGUGAGGAAGGCCUCAAGCGCACAGAGGAGGCCACCCACAAGGCUGGCAAGCCGAUAAGUGCCUGGACCUGCUUGCUCGACCUCGAAGGCCUCAACAUGCGCCACCUGUGGCGUCCCGGCAUGCGUGCCCUGCUCCACAUCAUCGAGAUGGUGGAGUCCAACUACCCGGAGACCAUGGGCCGCUGUCUGGUGGUGCGCGCACCGCGGGUAUUCCCCAUCCUCUGGGCCCUGGUGGGGACGUUCAUCAAUGACAACACCCGCUCCAAGUUCACCUUCUUUGCCGACACUGGAACCACAGCUCCGCCGGGGCUGACCGAAUUCGUUGACCCAUCGUACCUGCCUGACUUCUUGGGUGGCUCAUGUCAGACGUCAAUCCCUGAUGGAGGGCUCAUCCCCAAGACCUUUUACAUGUCCGAGGAGGACUACGAACGAGAGAAGGCAGACGGCAUGCACCUCUUUGACGACACCAUGUACCACUCGGUCAGCCUGGCACGAGGUCAGGUGCAUGAGGUGGUGAUAAAUGUGGCGGAUCAUGGCAGCGUCAUUUGCUGGGACUUCGACAUAAUGAAGGAAGAUGUGUCGUUCACCGUGUUGCACACGACGCGUGAGCUUCCCCCACCCAAGACGGCGUCUACUGAAUCUGCGGAGGGUGACACGGACGCCGAGGAGGAAACCGUAGGGUGCACCCAUUCGCCCCUGCCGCUGAACAUGCUGACGCUCGACACGCCGCCAUCGUUGCUGCCGAAGAGCUGGGUGGCCGGGGUGGACUACAAGACAGUUGAGCCAUGCCUCACGUGCCACGAUGGUGAGAGCGUGCAGGGCUCCCAUGUGACCAAUGCAUCAGGCACCUACAUUCUCCAGUGGCGACACCUGGAGGGACCCCAGCACCACCCAUUCGAGUUUCCCUUGGCACCACACAAGGCCAAGGUGAUGUACUACUUUGAGGUCCUCAAGUCGCAGGACUACAAGGGAUCUGUGUCCAGCCUGCAGUCGUCGCACAGUGGCAACACGUGCAACUCGUCGAGCGACCACUCGUCCGCGCUGAGCUCGUGCCCUUCCAGGUGAUGCCAGUGAUGUCGGGACCACCUGCUCCUGCAAGUCCUGGCACAGUCUAAGAGAAGAUGACAGUCGGCCUCACCGAAGGACAUUGCGCCCCUUGCCUUCGUACGAGGAAAGGGCAAGAAGCCGUGUUUGAGAUGGCUGCGGCAACUGCCGCAUAGUUUGCGCACGUGACGUGCCUGGUGCUGUUUUACGCGAAUUGAGGCCACGAAUUACUUCGUGGUACAUCUGCCUCGGGCAGUAUGAUGAUAAACCCUGCAUCGUUAAAGGGCACAGGCUUGUGUAGGAGUGACCCACCCUAUUUUUCUAGUGUGUCCAUUUUAGAGUCUUUCCUCCCUCGAGCAGAGCCUCUAGAUUUGUACGAGUCACGCUAGCUGUGGCGCACACCCAAGCUGUAGUCGCAGUUGUAUUUUACCCGUAUUCAUGAUUCGUCUUGGCCAGUUUUGUCUAACGUACCUGUAUACAUUUCAUUAAAUUGUUGACAUGGCGACCGCCAUUUUAAAGCAUAAUCCUUGUCGAGACGUUCUUUUGCAGCCCUAGUGAAUCAGCGCUUGAAAAGUCUGGGAGAGGCUCGUAAGAAGCGGCAUAGUGCAGUGAGCUGCAUUUGAUGAUACUGACAUUGAUAUCACUGACCGGGAGAUAGUUUCUCUGUGUUAUCAGCAUCACCUGGCCUAUGAGCCUUGACCAUGCCUUGUAAUCCUUGGUACUGUUGUUUGUGAAAGACGUUGUUAAGGCCAAAUUCGUGCGAGGCACAUUCCAAGAGUGGAGUUUAAAAAAAGAGAGAAAGGGCCAAAUAUUUUUUUCACUCUAUGGAUGUAAUGGGGGUAACGAGAUUUAUUUUAACAUCUUUGCAUUGUCCUUAGCAGAGAUGCUGCGACAAUGUUGUUGUCUAUCAAAGUAUUUUAUAUGCUGUGCUGUAAACAACUUGCUUAGCCAACAUUGUACGUAAAGAACGCAAUGUGUCAGCCACCUAAGAGGGGGAAGCUCUACCUCGGGCACUCGUAUCCAAAUUGUGGCAGCUGCUGAUAGAACUUGAAUGAAAUACGUAACAACUAAAUUGUAAUGCAUUAUGGAAGCAUCACUCCAAUUUAAUCUGUUAGUGUAAUAUGAGAGUUCCAUAAACUGGCUUAAAGAUUCAUGUGCCACUUAUGAUAUAUAAUAACAUCCAAAAUUGUAUGAACUUGUUUCAUUGAGCCAAAAUUGGCCUAUCAGAUUUGCUGUAUCAAGUUUCAUCUUUAAGUGACUGGUACUUUUGUGAGAAAACAUGCAGUAUGCCCUGUUCGUCUAUUGUAAAGGCUCCAACUGAUAUGUAAUACCGGCAUCGCAUGGCACAUUUUCCAUCGCAAUCGAGCCCAUGGGGAUUGAAUUUCUCGGUCCUGAUUGGUUCCUGUGUGCAACCUGUGGGGAGGGAGCCAGUCGCGACCAAGGAAUUCAAUCCCAAUCAGGCGUGAUCACAAUAAAAAGUGUGCCGUGCGGCACCACUAAACUAUGGUCUAAAGUGGAGGUGUGGGUUGAAAGUCUGCUUCACCCUCAAAAGCCGCCAUUUAUGGUGGUACUUUUGUCAAAACAUUAUGCUUGGACAUUCCACUUAAAUGGAUGGCAACACAACUGAAGAUAAGGCCGCUAAAAAAAAAAAAAAAGCCACCAUGAAUUUGGUUGUGCUCUGGCAACCAGUGCGACAGGCAGGCAGGCCUGUUAUCGCUACAUUCAGCUGUUGCUUCCUUGCUUCUUACAAGUUUUGUGCUCAGCCUUUCGCUUGUCUCAUGUUUUAAUGACAUUCAGCGUGUAGCAAAUGCACUUCGGCGUGCAAGGUUACUUGUAUGUGUUUAGAAUGGUUUUUAAAAACGAACAAACAUUUCUCACAAAAUUGUCCUUGAUAUAUGUGCAUUCCGAAUUACACAAAAAAAAAUAAUAAUAAAUUGCACUGCACGGCAAAUAAUAAGAAAAAUUUGCUUACUGCAUUGGCUAAAGGCUGGUAUGUAUAAAAUUCUAGAAAAUGGCUACAUUUUACUCGGCUAAGUGUUCAAAGAAAAUUGCACAAUCUACAAAGGUAAAAAGAAAUAAUGGCACUUUUAAAACAAUAAAUUAAACUAUAUCAUAUAAUCAUCUCAAGUAUGAUAAUCCUUGCUUAAUUAGGCAAUAAACAUGGGUUUCACUAGUGAAUCUUCCAACUGUGCUAGAAGCACUGUGGUUUCCACUUUCUUUCUUGGAAGCGGACAGGGUUGAACCAUACUGCUUUUUAUCACUCCUUUAUACUGCUUUUAUCACUCCUUUUUAUCACUUGUCACGAGCCAUUCAUAUUUAGGGAGGAUACUGUGACUCGACCUUCCCCGUGUUGCGAGGUUAUUUUUACAUGGGUAAUUUUAACGGUCGAGAUUUAUCCAGUGUUUGCCUUUAAGAAAUCGUCUCUAGAAAAUUUGAAUAUCUAUGUCGUUUGGCUGUAGAGGAGUCCAAGAGCCUGACAGUACGUACUUCCUUCACUGAGCAGACCACUUCUGCCUUGUCAGGAAGUCUACAUCUGAGGUGAAGCUUCCCGUCAUCUGCUAGUACCUAUUGCAAGUAAUACGUGCAUGCUGGCACUUGUUGAUCUUAGCGACACUUGUAAUAUAACUGUUAUCUGGCUAUAAUUUUAAUAUGUAGUGCAUGUGCAGUAUUGAAACAGAAAAAUGGCUUGCCAUGUGAAGAACUAGCACAUAUUCAGUACCGGACCAGCUGCAAGAGGCUCUAUGUAUGCACAUGCUUUACUGCAAGGUAAGUUACUCUGUCAUGUUUAGGUUAUAAACAGCAUUGCCAUGUUUAGGUUAAACAUAGCUAGAACCCGGCAAUAUCAGUAGCGACCGGUCAAAACAUUGCACGAUGUGGCACUUUGGCUGCAAAGGAGAGGACGAGCAGCAUCAACAUCUCGCGUUGAGCUUCCGGUAACCAAACCAGAAAUGUGCAGCUGUCUUCGACAGUGGCUGUCAGAUAGUGCAGACCGUACCUUCGGCCGCGCACUGUGCUGCCGUUUGCAGUUUCGUCUGACGUUGAUAGUACAUGGUUGCCGUUGCAGCGAAGAAAUUCUCUGCACCCCCAUCUGGUGGUAUGAAGGUGGCAUGCUAAAGUCCUUUGUUUAAUGUUGGAGAUUACGGCAGCGACAUAGCCUUGUUAUAUGAGCAUGCUGGCUAAUGUGCUGAAUUGCUAGUAAGUGCAUACCUUUGAAAAGGUGCCAUGCCAUUUACAGUCAUGUAACGAGUGCCAAAGCACACGUCUUCGUACUCUUUGCAGCACCUUGCAAAGCAAGCGACAGGCUCUGUAUUUUGUGUAGCCAUUACGCUUGCACUACCACCAAGGCAGACUGGAUGGCGAAAGUCAGUGUCCGCAAAGAGCAGUAGUUGUCUGCAGCAUGUGCAGUCAUUAUUUGGUGCGCAUGUAAUUUUGUGUGCCACCUCACCACCUAUGGGGGAACUGGCGCUGGCCAGGACGCACUACGUUGGUUUCAGUGUCCAACUUAAUUGUGCCGACACCAUCCAGCAAGCACGCCACAGAAAUGACAGAAUGUUUCCAACGAUAACAAACACACACCUGCAUCAACAUUUGCUAAUGCCUGAUGCAUCAAGUCAAGCUCUGUCCAUAUGCAUAUGCGUUCUGUGAGUGCAUGCACUCCUAUGUUCUAGCACGCUGGCGUCAAGAUGAGCACAUGUUCUAGCAUGUGUGUCUCGAGAUGAGCGGUGAAUUUGCCGACUCGAUAUCACAGCAUGUCCUACUAAGAACUGCUCCCUUUGCCCACUAGGCUGUUUGUUAACAGCAGUGCUGUUGGCACACAGUUUCAGCACUAGUUGUUCAUAGGUGGCAUGACAGCAGUCCAGCAUGGCGGAUGUUGAGAUCACAACGCUGCUAGAAUGUGUGUGUUUUGGAAAGUGAAGAGCUCUCCGUGCAGCAUCUCCUCUUAUAUAGAUUUCAUUGCCUGGUAGUGAAGCAAUAAGACAUUGUCAUUGCUGAGAAAAUCUUCAGCACAAACGCAUCAGUAUUACACACUAAAAUGUGUGAAAUUGUAGAAGCUUCAGUGCCUGUAGCUUGGCACUGAAGCCAAAGUUUGUGAGAAAGCCCAAAAAUUUGGCACAUGCUACCCAGUAAAGCACUAAAUAUACCUGGAGACGUGCCUAAUUGUUCUUUUACUUGAACUGUAAAGCACCAUAGCGUUGAUGAGGAUUUUGUUCAUUGUUGGUCGAGGGCUGUCAAAGUCUGCCGGUUUUGCACUAUUGUAUCACUACUGGGUGCGAAGUGAUUCAGUGGACGAAGUACAGUUUGCACUAGUGUAAACAAACAAGCAACAAUAGUUAAAGAAUUGUGCUUUUGCACUUUUUGGCCUGAUGGGAAAAGUGAUUCUGCAAGCAUGCAAGUCUUCACAGUCCUUUGCGCUCCCUUGAUAGGCAGAAAAUGAGAAGGGAACGAGCAGCGAACAAAACCCCUUGGUUUUCAGAAUACGUAAUUGUGCUUUCUUUUUUUUUUUUUUUUUUAAGAUAUCCCUUCUCUUUUCCGUUUUGCUUUUCCUGCUUUAUGAACAAUGCAGGAAAAGAUGCUAGGCUAGGGCCACAAAAGGAUUGCCACCAGAGAUCUGGCACUCGUAGGAAGGGGUAAUUCUUCAGAUCCAGGAAUGAUGCCACGAGUACAGGCUUUCUGCAUGAGGUUUACCGAGUGGCUGCAUGCUGCUUUCUGUCAAGUUUAAUCUUUGAGAGAUCUUUAUUUCUUUGCGUGCGUUUUUUAGGGCCCGAUGCUUUGUUCCGCACUUGCUGGAAUGUCCCAUACCGAAUGUUCCUGUUUGUUUGUUCAUUCUUGAACAGCUUAUCCCACGUAACGAAUGCGCCGACUACCCGACCGGGUAUUUUCUCAGAUAAGCCAGUGGCUCUGUCGCACUCGUAGUUUCACUAAGAGGUGGAUGCAGUUUAAUAAAACAUUUGGGUGCUUUACCUGCCUGUUUCGUCUCUGGGAUGUGUCCCGAGUACGCUUCGUCCCUGGCAGACGGAUAACGUAGAAUUUGCAGUAAUGGAACGAUAGAACUGCCUGCCGUUGUUGGGGUGAGCCAUGGCAUGCGCCCUGUUUAGCCGUUGCAGUGCAGUGUCACUAUAUGUGGUGCAAGUGGAAUGUGAAGCAUUUCUGUGCCCUGCAAAGCUUUUCGUCUGCUAGCUAGCUCGCUCCUGCCAUAGCUUAAGCCGUCCCCCUUGUGAUAGAGGCUCCCUUUAUCUCCUCCAUAUGCCAAAUGGCUGCUUUGACAACUCGCUCUCGCGAAAUACGCCCCCCCCCAUUAGGCUUGUGCAUACCGGACGCUUCGAAGCAUGAAUUGUUGCCCCCGUCUGUGAGUUUGGUGUGCUUCAUUAUGUCAGUCUUCCACUGGUGCUAUUGUUGAGGCCGGCCAGAAAGCCACAAGCUUCCGGGCAUCUUGAGCUACGUCCACGCACGUUACAGUAGAAAGCCUUUGAGAAGUAGCACUGUGCAGAACAUAUCUCUUGUUGUCCGUAGAUUCCUGCCCGUAGCUAUCUGCAGCACCGGAAGUUGUGGUGUGUUCUUGGUGCUUCCUCCACGUUUUCCCCGAGGCCGUGACGUGCGUCUGAUGAAGGUGUAACAGAAGAGGGUGUUUGUUCCGCCAGUGGAACUACGUUAACGAGCAGUUUUCAGAUUUGUGCGUGCAGACAGGCACAGAAGGUUAGAUUGAACUGCAAGGCGUAGAAAGCAGCCUAGCAAAAGAAAAAGGUAUGGUGCAGAAAGGUGCUCGCUACUUUUCAGCCGAGAGACAUCAUCCGAGAGCAGUAAAAUGUUGCACAGUCCUCGUAUCGUGGCAAUUGAAGAUUUUCUGCCGUUAUUGCUUCCUUUAUUGUUGCAACAUUCAGUGCUGACAUUUUUUGCUGUUUGUCUGGUCUAUGAGCAGUGAGUGUGGCAAUGCCAGUUUAGCUCUCCUGUUGAUGCCUGCCGAGCUGCUGAACUUGUAACACAUAUGUAGUACAUCUUUUGGACAGUUUUACUGUGAAUGUGAGCACAGAAGGUUACUAACAUGUGUACUAACUGACUAACACACCCUUAAGCAGUGCUAACGACACACAGCCAGUUGUGGAGUUGGUAUUGCUCUGUUACAGGUGGCUCAGAUAUGCUUACAAUAUUAACCUGCGUUUAGCUUUGGGACUUCCUUUUAUAGCUCAUCAUCUCUGCUGCAACUGCUGAACUUUGCCAGUUUGACGUAGGCUCUUCUUGCUUGUGUCUGCUUAUUGCAGAUUCAAUCUUUGCUUGCUAUAAUAAAGUACCAUUUAUUUUUACCUGUGUACUUAAAAAAGCUUCCUCUAACAAGUCAUUUGCUUCUUUGUGAUGUAUAAAAAAAAGGAAAAGAAAGAGCGGCAUGAUCAUAGUGCGAAAAAGUUGUGAACUGAAUGCGGUCAUUAUGAAAGUGGGGUGUGUUUUCCCGAUGUGUUUGAAGUUAAGUACACCCGAAAUAAAGCAUUCAGCGUAUUUUUCAAAGCA